Sorex fumeus (smoky shrew) is the source of this 2637-nucleotide messenger RNA. RefSeq names its product sterol carrier protein 2 (gene SCP2). Gene Ontology annotation, molecular function: acyltransferase activity, transferring groups other than amino-acyl groups. The transcript has 16 exons. NCBI's taxonomy places the organism in Eukaryota, Metazoa, Chordata, Mammalia, Eulipotyphla, Soricidae. Bases 54 to 1703 code for a protein of 549 amino acids. The record is from RefSeq and is a predicted model, not a curated record.
GCGCUCGCCGAGCCUGUCAGAUCGUCCUUGCUGGUCUCCGCGCGCUCCGAGCCAUGACUUCUGCAGCCUUAGCGCAGAUCCCUCGGCCCCUGCGCCGGGUGUUCGUGGUGGGGGUUGGGAUGACCAAGUUCUCGAAACCUGGAAAUGAGAGUACAGGAGACUACCCUGACUUGGCAAAAGAAGCAGGUCUGAAGGCUUUAGAGGACGCAAAGAUCCCUUACUCAGCGGUGGAACAGGCAUGUGUUGGCUAUGUUUAUGGCGACUCCACCAGCGGGCAGAGGGCCAUUUACCACAGCCUGGGACUCACUGGAAUCCCCAUCAUCAACGUCAACAAUAACUGUGCCACUGGCUCCACCGCCUUGUUCAUGGCCCGGCAGCUGAUCCAGGGGGGUGUAGCCAAUUGUGUCCUGGCUCUUGGAUUUGAGAAGAUGAGUAAAGGGUCCCUCCAACCGGGACUUUCAGAUAGAACUAAUCCAUUGGAUAAACAUGUAGAGGCCAUGGUUAAGGAGUAUGGAUUUUCUAAAACACCAUUAGCUCCUCAGAUGUUUGGGAAUGCCGGGAAAGAACACAUGAACAAAUACGGAACAACAGCUGAACAGUUAGCAAAAAUUGGAUGGAAAAAUCAUAAACAUUCUGUUAAUAACCCGUAUUCCCAGUUCCAGAAGGAAUACAGUUUAGAGGAAGUACAGGGAUCUCGGAAAGUUUUUGACUUUUUGACUGUCUUACAGUGUUGUCCUACCUCAGACGGUGCAGCGGCAGCAAUUUUGGCCAGUGAAGAAUUUGUAAAGCAACAUGGUUUGCAGUCCAAAGCUGUGGAAAUUUUGGCCCAAGAGAUGGUGACUGAUUUCCCAAGCUCCUUUGAAGAAAAAAGCGUCAUUAAAAUAGUUGGCUUUGAUAUGACUAAAGAAGCUGCCAGAAAGUGUUAUGAAAAAACCGGACUGAGACCAAAUGAUAUUGAUGUAAUAGAACUUCAUGAUUGCUUUUCCAUCAAUGAACUCUUAACUUAUGAAGCACUGGGACUCUGUCCAGAAGGACAAGGUGGAAAGUUGGUUGAUAGAGGAGAUAACACCUAUGGAGGAAAGUGGGUGAUAAACCCCAGCGGAGGACUGAUUUCUAAGGGACACCCGCUGGGAGCAACAGGUCUGGCGCAGUGCGCCGAGCUCUGCUGGCAGCUGCGGGGCGAAGCCGGAAAGAGGCAGGUCCCGGGGGCGAAGGUGGCCCUGCAGCACAACCUGGGUCUCGGCGGCGCCGCGGUGGUCACGGUCUACAGGAUGGGCUUCCCCGAGGCGGCCGGUUCUUUCAGAACUCGUAACAUCGAGGCUGCUCCAACCGGCUCUGCAGGCGAUGGGUUUAAGUCACAUCUCGUCUUCAAGGAGAUCGAGAAGAAGCUUGAAGAGGAAGGGGAGCAGUUCGUGAAGAAAAUCGGUGGUAUUUUCGCCUUCAAGGUGAAGGAUGGCCCUGGGGGGAAAGAAGCCACGUGGGUGGUAGAUGUGAAGAAUGGCAAAGGCUCCGUGCUCCCCAACUCAGAUAAGAAGGCCGACUGCACAAUCACGAUGGCGGACUCCGACUUGAUGGCCCUGAUGACUGGGAAAAUGAACCCUCAGUCGGCCUUUUUCCAAGGCAAACUGAAAAUCUCAGGCAACAUGGGCAUGGCGAUGAAGUUGCAGAACCUUCAGCUGCAGCCCGGGAAAGCGAAGCUGUGAAGAGUUCCCUGCCCGCUGGUUUGGGAGUCGGGAUGAGCUCUACAGAUGCUUCUCCCUCUAGUUCAUUGUCCGGACUUAGGCUGCAACUAUCCAUUGGCAAAUAGCAUGAGAUAUGUUUUUGAAUGGGUGUGUCCGACCCUGUUUUUCCUAACGCUGGGUGAAUUAGAGUCUGGCCGUAUACUACUGCUAUGCUGAAUCACAUACAAACUGUGCAUUACAAAGUUAAAUAUGGUAAUUAUGGUGUGGGAUAAAAUUGAGUUUCAGAAUAAAAUUAGGAACAGCAAAAUCCAAAAACUAUGUAAACAAAAGCUCUCAUUUUGCUUAUAAAGUAUUUCUAAGGAUUAUUCUGCUGAUGAUUCAAUUCAGCUUCUCCUUGGGAGAACUAGGGAAGAAAGUGAAUACCGAUAGUUGGCCAAUAUUUAGUGUUGUGCACUUAAUACCUUAAUCUAUUUUUCAUUAAAAAGUUCUGUACUGGGAUCUUUUUUAAGAAAAAAUGAAACAACCCAGAUUUUGCAUUUCAUGCCAACAGAAAUGGUAUUUUCUUCCCAAAUCAAAAUAAAGGAAAUAUGAUCAGAGCAUGGGGGGAGAAAUCUGUAGUUGAACACAGGCCUAUUUUUAAAAGAAAAGUAUUUUUAAAUGGAUUUCCUUCUUGAAAAAAAAAUCAGUGUAUUGAAAUUAUAAAGUGCUGUUGUUAAAACUUGAAUAAACACUUUGCUUUGAGAUGCACAGUUUUCAUGUUAUAUUAAUUAAUUUAAUUAAAUUUGUAAAGUUCUCAGUCCUUUAUUAUAAUUUUUCUUUCUCAUAUAAGUUUAAUUUUUCACAUUUAAUUUUCCUUCCUAGUUUUUCUAAUACUAAUGUAUUUCUUAUAAUUCAGUAAGAUAAAAUAAUGCUUUUGAAAGAAUGUUUAAUAGAAAAUUAAAAUAGUUCUUCCUUA